Molecule: messenger RNA, 378 nt
Organism: Pochonia chlamydosporia 170
Lineage: Eukaryota; Fungi; Ascomycota; Sordariomycetes; Hypocreales; Clavicipitaceae
Product: SCP-2 sterol transfer family protein
Exons: 3
Coding region: 1-378 (125 amino acids)
Cellular component (GO): cytosol
Source: RefSeq, a predicted model, not a curated record
AUGGGUUUCGCAAACGCAAAGUUCCCUGCCUCCGCGGCCUUCGACGUCAUCGACAGCGUGCUCUCCGGCUCCGACGCCGAGCGCAAGGACGCCAUUAAGCAGGCUAACGGUGUUUUCGCCUUCACUCUCAAGAACAAGGCUGGCGAGACGGAGAGCUGGCACGUCGACCUUAAGGAGUCGGGACGUGUGGGCACCGGUGUUGGCAAGCCUACCGUCACCUUGUUGCUUUCCGAGGAGGACUUUGGCAAGCUUGUUGACGGCUCUGCCAACCCUCAGCGCUUGUUCAUGUCUGGCAAGCUCAAGAUCAAGGGUGAUAUCAUGAAGGCUACUAAGCUGGACCCCAUCAUGAAGAAGGCCAAGGCUAAGGCUAAUCUGUAA